ACCGUGUUGGUUACUGAACACAUGGGACGGUGGUGGACAGCGUGUGUACGCAGCUGAAAUCUGUUGUCCUCCUUGUCCACUGCCUCCAUUUGUCUCUUACGUUAGGAUGGAGGCUAAAUCCAAAAAACCCUUUUCUCCUAAAGGAGGGAAGAAACUAACACAAAAAGGAAAAGAUGCCAUAGGGACCAAACUCGGUGGAAAACCUGGCGGUAAAAAACCGUUCAAACCGUACAACAACACAGAGAGGAAGGGCAAGCCAGGGAAGGGAGGAGAUGGAGGAAAUAAAGAACGAAAGUUUGCUUUCUCCAAAGCCGGGACGGGGCCGCCGAAGAGGAAAGCGCCAUUCAAAGGGAAAUAUAAAGAAGAUGAAGAAGGUGGAGGUCCAGCGGCGAAGAAGAUGAAGGAAGGCGAGUUUAAGCCGAAGACGAAGGAGCUGACGGAGGAGGAGAUGAAGAAGAACCGGCAGCAGAGGAAGAAGGAUCUGAAGAAGAGCAGGCAGCAGGCGGAGAGGAAGGACAUGUUCCAGAUCAUCUGUCAGUGCAAACAAGUGUGGGGAAACCUCAGGAGGAAGAACUGCGACAACGACUUAAAGAAGAAACUGAUGGAGGAGCUUCUCGAUCUGAUCCAGGGGAAGAUCAAACAGAUGGCGUACGCUCACGACUCGGUGCGAGUGCUUCAGUGCUUCAUCCAGUUCGGCAGCCACGAGCAGAGACAGGGAGUGUUUGAGGAGCUCAAAGACGACAUCAUCGCUUUGUGCAAGUCGCAGUACGGCAAACACGUGGUGAAAAAACUGCUGAUGUACGGCAACAAGGAGCUGGUGGCAGCUGUGAUGAAAACAUUUAAAGGUCACGUGCGGCCGAUGCUUCGGCACGCCGCCGCCUCGUCCAUCAUCGAGUACGCCUACAACGACAAAGCCGUGCUCGCGCAGAGACUCAUGCUCACUGAGGAGCUUUAUGGGAACACCUUCACCGUCUGCAAGUCGUCGGUGUGCAACACCAUCGAGAAAGUUGCAGAGGCGAACCCGGAGAAGAUGAACAACAUCAUCGACGAGAUGAAGCAGAUUCUCACCCCCAUGGCCCAGAAAGAACAAGUGAUCAAACACUCUCUGGUCCACAAAGUCUUCCUGGAUUUCUUCCUAUUCGCAGCCGACAAACAGCGAACGGAGAUGAUCGAGUCCAUCAGAGAGUCGGUCGUCUACAUGGCUCACACACACGACGGAGCACGAGUGGCGAUGCACUGUCUGUGGCACGGGACGGCCAAGGACAGAAAAGUUAUAAUCAAAACGAUGAAGACGUACAUGGUGAAGUUUGCCACGGGAGAGUUUGGUCACCUGGUUCUUCUGGCCAUUUUCGACUGUGUGGACGACACCAAGCUGGUCAAACAGGCCGUGCUCUCAGAGAUCUUGUCGUCUCUGGAUGAGGUCAUCGGCAAUAAAUACGGGAAAAAGGUUUUGUUGUACCUGCUGAGCCCCAGAGAUCCCGCUCACCUGCUGCCAGAGAUCAUCAAGGUGCUGGAGAAAGGAGACGGAAACGCACACAGUAAAAAGGACAUGGCGACUCGGAGGAAGGAGCUGCUGGAAGUCGUCUCCCCCCCGCUGCUGGAGUAUCUCCGUGACAACGCUGCCACUAUGGUGAUGGACAAGGCGUCCAGCGUCACCAUCAGUGACAUCCUGGCGUCAGCGUGCGGGGACCUGCGACCCGCCAUGACGGCUGUUGCUCAGCUGGCUAAUCACGAGUUGGUGCCCGGAGGGAUUGAUGGACAGCUUCACAUGGCGGAGCAUCCAGCAGGACACCUGGUGCUGAAGUGGCUCAUGGAGCAGCAGGACAUGACGCUGGCAGAGGCCGGCAAGGAAGAGCGGUUCGGCAGGAUACUGGUGGACACAGUGGGAACAGACAAUCUGAAGACCUGGGUCAGAGUCAACAGAGGGGCCAUGGUGCUCUGCAGCCUCCUGAACAGCUGUGACAAGUCUGUGGCCGCAGACGUGAAAGCAGCGCUGGAGUCCAUCAAAUCAGAGCUCAGCAGCAUCAGCAACAACAAAGGAGCUGAAAUCCUGCUGGAGAAUCUCAACAAAUAGACUUUUUUUUCUUCAAACAGACUGGUGAUAUUGAUGCAUCACUCCCUGUGCAGCUGUGGGUAUUUUCCCAUCAAACGCCGACAAGACUGCGAGUGUCUGUAGCUGCAAAUGGGAACGAUUUCAGGAAGUGGACACGACCUGGAACACUUUUGUCCGUCCGUGAUAGAAAAAUGGACGUGAAUUUGUAUUUCUGUCUGUAAAUAAACAUGUUUGCAAGUGAUGCUAUGAGAAAACUGGUCAAAAUACACAGAUGCUGCUUGAUUGCAGGAAGCAACAUUACACGUAAUGUACACUUGUAACAUGCGACUUGUUUUUUUUUUCAAUCGCUUUAAGUGAAACUCAACAUUUCUUUCGCAAUAAAAGCACACGUGGUAAAAGCACUAUGCCCUUUGAGCUGCUUUUAGAGUGAAACAUCUGCAGAAGUGUUGGGUUUGACUGUAGCUUAAUUUAAAAAAAAACACGUGUACAAUUAAUGAGCAAUUAACAGCAUUUCAAUUACAAAUUAACAAAGAAAAACCAAAAUUGAUGAUUGGUGAUUUGAGUGAACUGGCCCUUUAACGCAGUGAAUACAAACCGCAGCACAGGUUCUAGCUGUGCAAUGGUCCUGAUCGUUGCACAGGUUCUAGCUGUGCAAUGGUCCUGAUCGUUUGUGCCACCCUGUUUCAGAUGUUUAUUCCAAGAUUUUGUACCUUGUGAGGAAUAAUUGUACCAACUAAAAACACAUGUUUGCAAUAAUAAAGAUUAUUCUAAUUACUAAA
This is a messenger RNA of Plectropomus leopardus (leopard coralgrouper), 2832 nucleotides long. RefSeq names its product pumilio RNA-binding family member 3 (gene pum3). Gene Ontology annotation, cellular component: nucleolus. Gene Ontology annotation, biological process: regulation of translation. The record is from RefSeq and is a predicted model, not a curated record. Gene Ontology annotation, molecular function: mRNA binding. Lineage: Eukaryota; Metazoa; Chordata; Actinopteri; Perciformes; Serranidae.